Nicotiana attenuata is the source of this 933-nucleotide messenger RNA. RefSeq lists its product as uncharacterized. The transcript is spliced from 2 exons. The coding region runs from base 1 to 933 and encodes 310 amino acids. Gene Ontology annotation, molecular function: zinc ion binding. The record is from RefSeq and is a predicted model, not a curated record. Lineage: Eukaryota; Viridiplantae; Streptophyta; Magnoliopsida; Solanales; Solanaceae.
AUGUAUAUUUGUUUUCAAGCAACGAAGUCUGGGUUGAAGAGUGGUUUGAGACCUUUCAUUGGAUUGGAUAGAACAUUUUUGAAAGGGAAAGCUAAAGGUCAACUGUUUGUGGCUGUUGGCCAAGAUUCUGCCAAUUAUUUAUAUCCAUUGGCUUGGGCUAUUGUUGACAAAGAAACAAAACUUACUUGGAAGUGGUUCUUAGGGUUGAUUGACUCAAUCCAAAUUGUUCUUCCUGAGUCACACUUCAGAUUUUGUGUAAGACAUAUAGAAGCAAAUUGGUGUAAGAGAUGGGGUUCUAGUGAGUUCAAAAAAUUCCUUUGGUGGGCUGCAUGGAGUACUUAUGAAGAGGACUUCAAAUAUCAGAUAAAGAGUAUGAGUCAAGUAGAUGAUGAUGGAAAGGAAGUUAUUGAAGAUUUGUCAAAGUAUCCACCAAAAUGUUGGAGUAGGGCAUUCUUUGAUACUAUUUGCAAGAACCAGUAUGUGGACAACUUGACUAAGUCAUUCAAUGCAUGGAUCUUGCAAGCAAGGCACAAGAUAAUCAUUAAGAUGCUUGAGGAUAUUAGAAUCAAGGUGAUGAACAUGAUUAAUGAACAUGAAGUUGAGGUGAUGACAUGGAGAAAUGAGUACAGUCCCAAAACCAUGGAGCUGUACAACCAAUUCAUGAGGAUUGCAUUAAAGUCUCAUGUUAAUGGCAAUGCAGACAAUGGAUAUGAGGUGACUGAAAGUAGUGACAGGCACAUUGUGCAUUUGAGGUUAAAGAAAUGUACCUGCAAGGCAUGGGAUCUUUGUGGCAUUCUAUGUCCUCAUGCAAUCUGUGCAUUGUUGCACAAGAAAGUGAACCCUUUAAAUCAGAUUCAUCGGUACCUUACCAAAGAGGCUUAUCUCCUAACUUAUUCACAUAAGUUACAACCAGUAAGAGGAGAAAAGUUCUAA